UUAUGCAUCUGUCAUUGUUAUUUAUCUCUUUCGUAGCGAAGUGCUCGUGUUUGUCAGUUUCGAAUUUUUUAAUAUUUUCUAUAAAAUCUUGUUUUAAAUCUAUAAACGGUAACCAUAAAAGCUAAAGAUGGCAAUAAACAACCUACAAAUGUUGAACAGAUUUGUAAAAUUGACCUCACUUGUUGGUAAAAACUCUCUGAAUCCACUAGCCGGAGUGGUUUCCACUUCUCCUAAAAGCACCACGUUCAAUGUACGACGAUUCUAUUCAAAUGAAGAAGCUAUCCCCAAAAAGGAUGAAGAUUAUACUGAAAACGAGCGAAAACUUGUGGCUGAAAUUGAAGGAUUGAAAAAGGAGUCCGCUUCAUUACUGGAGAAGUCGAAAGAACUAGAUGACAAAUACAAACGUGCUCUCGCGGAUGGAGAAAAUCUUCGACGAAGACUGACGAAACAGAUUGAGGACGCUAAAUUGUUUGCUAUUCAAGGUUUCUGCAAAGAUCUUUUGGAAGUAGCUGAUAUACUGGGCCAUGCAACCGAGGCCGUCCCUAAAGAAGAGAUUUCCGAUAAAAAUCCCCAUCUGAAAAAUCUUUACGAAGGAUUGACUAUGACGAAAGCCCAGCUGGGUCAGGUUUUCAAGCGGCAUGGCUUGGAGCAAGUCAAUCCGUUGAACGAGAAGUUCAAUCCCAAUUUACAUGAAGCACUUUUCCAGCAGGAGGUCCAAAACGUCGAGCCCAAUACGGUCGUUGUGGUCAGUAAAAUUGGAUACAAAUUGCACGACCGCUGCAUACGACCGGCUUUAGUGGGAGUGUCUAAGGGAUAAAUUUAGCAGUAUCUUAUAGACAGUAUGCACCCUCAUAAAUUUAUUAUAUGAAACUGCGGUUAAUGUUUUCUUUUUGCUGGACGAAAGCUUGAACAAUAUUCCAUUGAUGAACGGUGCAAAUUUAGAGAAAGGGACCGUUAUCAAACGUAGUGUUAGAGAUGUGUUUCUCAAACGUGUAUAAUAGUUAUCAAUAAAACCAAACUGUAUCCAUUUUUCUUUUCUGAGCUAAUAAAAAGAAAUGCAUCUAGGUUUGU
Messenger RNA from Uranotaenia lowii, 1071 nucleotides. It is a transcript of the gene Roe1, whose product is annotated as grpE protein homolog, mitochondrial. Gene Ontology annotation, cellular component: PAM complex, Tim23 associated import motor. Gene Ontology annotation, molecular function: protein-folding chaperone binding; adenyl-nucleotide exchange factor activity; protein homodimerization activity. Lineage: Eukaryota; Metazoa; Arthropoda; Insecta; Diptera; Culicidae. Gene Ontology annotation, biological process: protein folding; protein import into mitochondrial matrix. The record is from RefSeq and is a predicted model, not a curated record. Bases 128 to 817 code for a protein of 229 amino acids. The transcript is spliced from 5 exons.